GUGAAAGUGCCCAUGCCACUGGCUUACGCAUAACUAGUUCUUAAUAAUAGAAAUUUAGCUCUACACCCAUUGAGAAUGGAGGGAGACACUGCCCACUAUUAUGAAGUUUUGUAUAGUUUUACUGCGGAGGAAGAUGCAGAGCUUUCGGUGCAGAAGGGCGAACGUCUGCGCUUGAUCGACCCCACCAUCCGGGAUGGCUGGGUGAGGGUCGAAGUUUGUAGUGAGCCCGAUCGGCAGGGAUUCGUCCCUGUUUCCUAUCUAAAUCCGAAAAAAGUGUCAAAUUCCACCGCAGACGAUAGUGGUGCGACAGAGGUGAAAUUAUCUUUACUAGAGAACACUACACUAGAAGGAAACCCUUUAGAUGCCAGUUCGAUUCAGAACCGUGGUGAUCUUAUGAAUUAUUCUCAGAUCAGUUCUCAGGCUCAAGACCAAUCUCGUAUUUUAGGCAGCAUGAAGUCAGAAUCUCCGAAAGCGCCCCCUGUGGAGGGAAACGCAGGAGUGCACUCAAGACAAAGGGGUGAUGAUCAAAUUACUACCAGAAUAGCGGAGCAUGGAAAUUUCUUCCCUCAACCUGUGAAGCUAGACUCUAUUUGUCAAAAGGUGUUGAACGAUGAAUCGCACAUUAGCAAGGCUUUUACUAAUGAGUUCAUAAGGAACCAAACUUAUUUUGAUCAACUUAUGAGGCGGAGAACCGAUGCACUAGUGGAUAUACGGACUUGCCUGAAGGACACUAUGGCCGACAUUGAAGCUUGUAAGGAGAAGAGCGCCUUGCUCUCACAAAGAUUGAGUGAAAUGGUCCAGAUCACAGAAAAGGAGCACCUCCGACGAGUGGAGAAUAUGGAGGAAGUAAAGUUAUGUGUGAGACGCUCCCUGAUGCAUCCGUUUGGAGUCACGCCCCAAAAUACGAACCUAGACACAGGUAAGGUGAUGGGUGAGCACUUCUGACUCUGUUAGUUUUGGUUCACGAUUUUGCUUGACUAGAUGACUUUUAUUAUUAUGACACUUUUAUUGUAAAGAGCAGGGGAUCAAUAGAGUUGGGAGGGGAAGGGUGUGUGUGUGUGUGUGCCAUCGUUAGUCCAAGUACUCACAGCUAACUCCCCACUCAUUAGUUUCCAAACCCUAACCCAUUUUAUGCUCUUUACUUAUUCCAUGAUAUGGUCAUCCUUUCAUUGGAAACUUAUCCUAAAACACUCACGCAUUAAUUAUGCAUUUCCUUAUCCUU
This is a messenger RNA of Phytomonas sp. EM1, 1222 nucleotides long. Lineage: Eukaryota; Euglenozoa; Kinetoplastea; Trypanosomatida; Trypanosomatidae. The record is from the annotation of a GenBank genome assembly.